This is a messenger RNA of Erinaceus europaeus (western European hedgehog), 5426 nucleotides long. RefSeq names its product ubiquitin protein ligase E3A (gene UBE3A). Gene Ontology annotation, biological process: ubiquitin-dependent protein catabolic process; protein polyubiquitination. Gene Ontology annotation, molecular function: ubiquitin protein ligase activity. Lineage: Eukaryota; Metazoa; Chordata; Mammalia; Eulipotyphla; Erinaceidae. Bases 803 to 3475 code for a protein of 890 amino acids. The transcript is spliced from 14 exons. The record is from RefSeq and is a predicted model, not a curated record.
GCUUGCGCCGCGGCCGCGAGAUCCGCGCUUUUCCCAAGAUGGUGGCUCCGGCCUCGGGGAGGCUGUAGAAGACGGCAGCGCUUGAAUCCCCUUCGCCAGAACCUUGACACGCCGCCCCCUUACCCCCCGCUCGCCCGCCCGUCCGCUCGCGCAUCCUCCCGCGGCGUAGCCAUCCGCCGACCGCGGGUGCCCGCCCUCUCCGCCACCGCCGCCUCAUCUCUGAGACCCGGCGCUCUCGGCCCCGGGCGGCGGCGCCUCCUCCCCGCGCCUCAGCCGGGCCGGGUCGGGCGGACCCCGCACACCUCCCGGCUGCGGACAGGCGGCGGCGACCAGCGUGGGCUUUCCUGCGGCCCCGUCGCCCCCUCUCCCGGCCUCGGUCUCCGGAGAAGGAAGCGCGGGUCCCGCAUGAGCCCCGGCGGUGGCGGCAGCGCCAGGGGACGAGGCGGGGGCGGGCGGAGACGGCGGGCGCGGGCGACGACGACCAGUGCGAGGGCCGCGGCCCAGGUGCGGGGGCGACCGCAGAUCUUGAUUGACCACGCGUAACUGAAAUCAUGGAAAGCGAAACUGCAGAUAAGGGGGACUACUGUAUGCAUUUCUUGUUUGACACGUACUUAGAAGUGGAAAAUUUAAUUCCUAGGGUUAAAAAUCUGUAAGAUCCUGAAUUUAGAAUUAACCAGCUCCUCAGAAGUUUGGUGAAACAUGAGUUAUUAAACCUACGCUCAGAUCAAGUUAGCAGCUAGACUGGUGUGACAACCUGUUUUUAAUCAGUGACUCAAAGCUGUGAUCACCCUGAUGUCACCGAAUGGCCACAGCUUGUAAAAGAUCACCAGGAGAACCUCAACCUGACGACAUCGAAGCUAGCCGAAUGAAGCGAGCAGCUGCAAAGCAUCUAAUAGAACGCUACUACCAUCAGUUAACCGAGGGCUGUGGAAAUGAGGCCUGCACGAAUGAGUUUUGUGCUUCCUGUCCAAGUUUCCGUCGUAUGGAUAACAAUGCAGCAGCUAUUAAAGCCCUCGAGCUUUAUAAGAUUAAUGCAAAACUCUGUGAUCCUCAUCCCUCCAAGAAAGGAGCAAGCUCAGCUUACCUUGAAAACUCAAAAGGUGCCUCUAACAACUGCUCUGAGAUAAAAAUGAAGAAGGAAGGUGCUCGAGAUGAUUUUAAAGAUGUCACUUACCUAACGGAAGAAAAAGUAUAUGAAAUUCUUGAAUUAUGUAGAGAGAGAGAGGAUUUUUCCCCCUUAAUUCGUGUUAUUGGAAGAAUUUUUUCCAGUGCUGAAGCAUUAGUACAGAGUUUUCGGAAGGUCAAACAACACACCAAGGAAGAACUGAAAUCUCUUCAAGGAAAGGAUGAAGACAAAGAUGAAGAUGAAAAAGAAAACGCUGCAUGUUCCGCUGCUGCUGCUGCUGCCGCCGCUGUUGCUACCACCGCUACCGCCGCUGCCGCCGCCGCCGCUAUGGAGGAGGAUUCCGAAGCCUCUUCCUCCAGGAUAAAUGAUAGUCCACAGGGAGAUAACAACAUACAAAAGCUAGGCCCUGAUGAUGUUUCUGUGGAUAUUGAUGCCAUCAGGAGGGUGUACACCAGAUUGCUUUCUAAUGAAAAAAUAGAAACUGCCUUUCUCAAUGCACUCGUGUAUUUGUCACCUAACGUAGAAUGUGACUUGACAUACCACAACGUAUACUCCCGAGACCCUAAUUAUCUGAAUUUAUUCAUUAUUGUAAUGGAGAAUAGAAAUCUCCAUAGUCCUGAAUAUCUGGAAAUGGCUUUGCCAUUAUUUUGCAAAGCAAUGAGUAAGCUACCCCUUGCAGCCCAAGGGAAACUGGUUAGACUGUGGUCUAAAUACAGUGCAGACCAGAUUCGGAGAAUGAUGGAAACUUUUCAGCAACUUAUCACUUACAAAGUCAUAAGCAAUGAAUUUAACAGUCGAAAUCUAGUGAAUGAUGAUGAUGCAAUUGUUGCUGCUUCAAAGUGCUUGAAAAUGGUUUACUAUGCAAAUGUAGUGGGAGGAGAAGUGGACACAAAUCACAACGAAGAAGAUGAUGAAGAGCCAAUUCCCGAAUCCAGUGAACUAACACUUCAGGAGCUAUUGGGAGAAGAAAGAAGAAACAAGAAAGGUCCUCGAGUAGACCCAUUGGAAACUGAACUUGGUGUUAAGACUCUGGAUUGUCGAAAGCCACUUAUCCCUUUUGAAGAGUUUAUCAACGAACCACUGAAUGAUGUUCUAGAGAUGGAUAAAGAUUAUACAUUUUUCAAAGUAGAAACAGAGAACAAAUUCUCUUUUAUGACAUGUCCCUUCAUAUUGAAUGCUGUCACAAAGAAUUUGGGAUUAUACUAUGACAAUAGAAUUCGAAUGUACAGUGAACGAAGAAUCACCGUUCUCUACAGCUUGGUUCAAGGACAGCAGUUGAAUCCAUACUUGAGACUCAAAGUCAGACGUGACCAUAUCAUAGAUGAUGCACUUGUUCGGCUAGAGAUGAUCGCUAUGGAAAACCCUGCAGACUUAAAGAAACAGUUGUAUGUGGAAUUUGAAGGAGAACAAGGAGUUGAUGAGGGAGGUGUAUCCAAAGAAUUUUUCCAGCUGGUUGUGGAAGAAAUCUUCAACCCAGAUAUUGGUAUGUUCACAUAUGAUGAAACUACAAAACUGUUUUGGUUUAAUCCAUCUUCUUUUGAAACUGAGGGUCAGUUUACUCUGAUUGGCAUAGUACUGGGUCUGGCUAUUUACAAUAACUGUAUACUGGAUGUACAUUUCCCCAUGGUUGUCUACAGGAAGCUAAUGGGGAAGAAAGGAACCUUUCGUGACUUGGGAGACUCUCAUCCUGUUCUCUUUCAGAGUUUAAAAGAUUUAUUGGAAUAUGAAGGGAGUGUGGAAGAUGAUAUGAUGAUAACUUUCCAGAUAUCACAAACUGAUCUUUUUGGUAAUCCAAUGAUGUACGAUCUAAAGGAAAAUGGUGAUAAAAUUCCAAUUACAAAUGAAAAUAGGAAGGAGUUUGUCAAUCUCUAUUCUGACUACAUUCUUAAUAAAUCAGUGGAAAAACAGUUCAAGGCAUUUCGGAGAGGUUUUCAUAUGGUGACCAAUGAAUCUCCCUUAAAAUAUUUAUUCAGACCAGAGGAAAUUGAAUUACUGAUAUGUGGAAGCCGGAAUUUGGAUUUCCAAGCACUUGAAGAAACCACAGAAUAUGAUGGUGGCUAUACCAGGGACACUGUCGUGAUCAGGGAGUUCUGGGAAAUUGUUCAUUCAUUUACAGAUGAGCAAAAAAGACUCUUCUUGCAGUUUACAACGGGUACAGACAGAGCACCUGUGGGUGGACUAGGAAAAUUAAAGAUGAUUAUAGCCAAAAAUGGCCCAGAUACAGAAAGGUUGCCUACAUCUCAUACUUGCUUUAAUGUCCUUUUACUUCCGGAAUAUUCGAGCAAAGAAAAACUUAAGGAGAGAUUGUUGAAGGCCAUCACUUAUGCCAAAGGGUUUGGCAUGCUAUAAAAAAGCAAAGAAGAAAGAAAAAGGAAACACACACACACACACACACACACACACACACGCACGCACGCACGCACGCACGCAUGCACACAAAACACACAAAAAAAAUUUAAUAUAAGGAGGGAUAAAAAUUGGUGGUGAUAAUGUCCCAUUACACAAAGGCUGUAAGAUAAGGAACCAUAAUUGUCACCUGUGUCUGUAGCGCCCUUCUUUACUGGGGAUAUGUGGGCUGGAACAGCAGAUUUCAGCUGCUUAUAUGAACAAAUUCUUUAUUUUAAGUUUUUUUUUUAAUUUUUUUUAUUUUGUUUUCCUUUUUUUUUUUUUGCGUGAAAGUGUUACUUAUUCUUUCACUUGUAUGUACAGAGAGGUUUUUUCUGAAUAUUUAUUUUAAGGGUUAAAUCACUUUGGCUUGUGUUUAUUACUGCUUGAGGUUGAGCCUUUUGAUUAUUUAAAAAAAAAAAUUAUACCAACAAAACUACUCUCCCAAGGAAAAUAUUGCCACCAUUUGUAGACCAUGUAACCUUCAGGUAUGUGUUAGGUUUUGUCCCUGUAUCUUAACUCAAAUCAGGAACUGUACUUCUUUUUCUUCUUUUUUUUUUUUAAUAAUUUGCUUUUGAAACUUGAAGUCUUGAAAACAGUGUGAUGCAAUUGCUGCUGUUCUAGUCCCCAAAGAGUUUUCUGUGCAAAAUCUUGAGAAUCAAUAAAGAUGGAAGGGAGAAUUUGGAAUGUUCAAGUGCAGCCCUCAGAACUUUACUUUAGUAACAAACAGCACAACAAAUGAAAAUAACUCAUGCCACAGUUGUUGUCUUCAUGUGUCUUGCAAAGAACUGUUUUAGUAGCCAAUCCUCUUUCUUAGUCUAUGAAAAGACAGGGAUUUGUUUGUUUAUUGUUGAUGUUGUUGUUGUUGUUGUUUUCAGUUCACUGGGGAAAAGUGCAUUUGGCCAAAUGAAAUGGUAGUGAAGCCUGUUGCAAGAAAGCUAGGAAGGUUGUUGUUUUCUUACAAAAACACAGAGCAAGUGAAAGUGCACUUAAAAUAAACUUUUAAUUGCUUAUUACCUGCAUUUUUAAAUAGACAAUCCAAAGUUUCCCUUCAUGUUGCCAUCAUCUUGUGGAAUCAGCCAUUUUUAUCAAGGCACAUGAUCAGUGUUGUGACAUACUGGAAGGAAUGGCUACUGUGCCUUGUUUACGUGUACACAGUAGUGAGCAGACCCAAAAAUGAAUGGAACUAUUACUCUUAAGACCUAUUUACAUUGUAUAGUCCCAAAGAUUACAUUUUACUUCAAAAAAAAAAAAGUGUUAAAUAUUUCUUUCGUGUACUAUGGAAAAGUUCAAAUAGGCUUAAAUUAAUGCACAGUCAGAAGUAGCUUCCCCCUUUGUAGUCUUCUGUGUCAGUGAUGUUAGUUUCUUUUAUGGAAAUAUGAAAUAAAAGGAUUAUGUAUUUUUAACCAAGGAGAGACAUGUUGAUAUAUCCUUUUGCUACAAGCUACAGUUGAUAGGCUGAGCUUGUGCCUUGAUGAUUGUUUGAACUGACUCCAACAAAUCAGCCUGAUGAUUUGUUUGAAAUUGGCAGACAAAUUACAGCUUUCAAAUCAUUGGAAAGGAAAAAGGAUGUCUUUCAGGAUUCUUUUAACUCUUUUAGUAAUUGAGAUAGAAUUGUUAUGUACCAUAAUGCUUAAAUAAAACAGUGACGUUUUUCACCAUAAUUCAGUGGGAAAAGAAGACAGUGCUUUCCAUUUCUCGUUGUGUUAAAGGUGACAUGUGUUUUCUGGGCCAGCCUUUAGAACACUGUUAAGGUAUGUAUACUACCUUGAUUCAAGGGAACCUCAUGCUACUAUAGUCAUCUUACAGGACCUCUCAUUUGUGUGCUUCUUGUGUAUAAUGAAAAUGAGAAGAGAAAUCAAAUAUUCUGGGGGCAUUUUAUAUAAUAAAUUCAUGAAGAAAUUUGUUCUCUUUA